CUGGAGUAGGCUGCAGUCUGUAACUCACACUGGCACAGCAGGCAGGCAGUCCAUCAGGAAGUAGAAUACAGAAUUUAGGAAGGUAUUUGGGGAGUUUCUGCUCUCUAACAUCUCAGGGGAUCCGAGAUAAGGGCUCUGAGGGCUGAGCUCUAGGGGAGGAGGCGAAGGAGGUGCCUGACACUUUUUUAGAACAAAUGAACAGUUCAAUUCCACUACUUCUUACAAGGUUUUGGCACUUUAUGGAGACAGUUGUCAAGGGAGAAGAGGAGAAAGACACAGAACCCCGGUCUAGAGAGGCACAUAUGUGGAUAGAACCGGGCAGUGUUACCUACCCACUGCCACACCACGGACUCUGCAUUGACCCAUUGUUUUGGAUGUGAGACUGAGGACUAAUUGUGGAGAAACUGCUACUGGACGACAUGAUGCAGGAACUCACCAUGCUGAUUCUACUACUGACACUGGGAACCAUGGUGACGUGUAGUUUACAACAGGCACAGAGCUCUAUGAACCGUUGUGAUGAGACCGGAGCCGACCAGACCACUACCCCCUGUACGUCGUGUGCUGCCUCCCAGACUCAGCUGUGUCCCAGGGGCUUCAAGAAGUACACCACCCAGUCCAUGGAUACCAACAUGGGCCAAGAUGGUUGCCAGUACUCAGUAACCAUCGCAGGGAAACAGGUGGCGUUGAACGGCUGCAACCACCAAUGUGAGAGGACCGUCACCAUGCCCAAAUGCUGCGCAGACUUCUGGGGUCCUCUGUGUCUGUCCUGUCCUAGCUGGAAUGGGAGAACCUGUAACUGGCAUGGAACCUGCAUGGAUGGAAUAUCAGGGAAUGGGUCCUGUGUCUGCAAUGAGGGAUACACGGGCUUUGCCUGCCAGCAGUGUUCCAACAAGAAUUCAUACGGAGACAACUGUAAAUCAGAGUGCGGCUGUGUGAAUGGAGAGUGUAACAACGGUCCUGAUGGGAACGGAGAGUGCUACUGCCAGCCGCCGUACACUGGACCCAGGUGUGAACAAGUCUCUGCUGCCUGUAAGAACUGCAGUGCCUACUCCCACUGUAAAGGAGUGGCAGAGAACUCCGUGUGUCAAUGUCUUCCUGGGUUUCACAAGACUGGAGACCGAUGCUCAGGUUUUUGUUCUGCUAAACAAUGUGAUGUGAAUGCGGACUGUUCUUGGCUGGGGGGGCGGCUGUUCCAGUGCCAGUGUAAGGCAGGUUACAAGGGGGAUGGUCGGAUGUGUGUUCCCAUCAACCCAUGUGACGAGGACAACGGAGGCUGUCCUCGUAAUUCCACUGUCUGUGUCUAUAAUAGCCCUGGCAAGUCUAGAUGUGAUUGUAUGCAUGGUUGGGAGGGCUCUACCCCAUCCUCCGGCUGUACCCUGAAGAAUGUAUGCAAUGACACCACCUGCCACCCCAACGCCGGCUGUGAGACCGGCCUGGACGGAUACCCCAGGUGCUUGUGUAAUGCCCAACAGAUCGGCGAUGGCUACCGUUGUUAUGGCAACCUGAUGGAACGGCUAGUGGAGCUGAACAGGGAGGGGACACACAAGGGGAAGCUCUCUGGAGCCAUCUUGCUAUUUGUGAGAGACUGUAUGCUGACCAUCAGCCAACAGGGACCUUUCACCGCUUUCGUCCCUCUUUCGUCCCUCAUUGUGCCUCUAGCAGGCGUGACCGACGAGUCUGUGUGUCAACGUUACCUGGUGAGGGGUCAGUACCUGUAUAAAAGCCUGGAUAGAACCGACGUCUAUACUGCAAGUGGACUACAACUCAGGUUCAAGCCCAAUAAGCAAUUCAUGUUGGUGAAGUCUCCUGAGACUCUCUACUCAGUCAUCCAGCAGGACAUCCCAGCAGCCAAUGGGGUUAUCCAUAUCAUCGACCAGCCAAUCAUACCCAGGAACAUCCUCCCUGACAGCCCAAAGGACGAGCAGUUUGCUGAUAAGACCAUCGGGGAGAUCCUGACAAAGGAUGAGAAAUACAACCGCUUCCUCUCGCUGGUGGACAACUGUGGGACUACUCUGCCUCUGAGAGGUCCUGGUCCUCUCACUGUGUUCGUCCCGACCAACGAUGCUGUGGACAGGUUCAGAGACGGCAGGCUGAUAUAUAUGCUGUUCCAUGCCCAGAACAAGCUUCAAGAGCUACUGAAACAACAUAUCUACUCCCAGGCUGCGUUGACCGUGGACCAGCUGGCAAGCAUGGGUCUGAUUCAGACUAUGGCCAAUCAGAUCCUACUAGUCAACCUCACCAACGAUGGCCUGGUGCUGCUGGGCGGGAAACCUCUUCAGAUUACUAAUAUUAUGGCAUCCAAUGGAGUGAUCCAUAUGAUUGACGGGGUUCUAGUCCCGCCCUCGAUCGUCCCCAUCCUGCCUAAGAGAUGUGAUGUCACAGAGAACAAAAUCAUCAUGGGCCCGUGUGUGAGGUGCAGCUAUCUCUAUGAGUCACAUUGCCCCGAGGGAAGCAUAGAACUGCAAAGUCACAUGAAGGAUUGUGACUAUCAGGCAUAUCCAUUCAACCCCACGCUCAAUAAAGGUUGUGCUAAAUACUGCAACACUACUAUUGAGAGAGCAGAGUGUUGCAGUGGGUUCUAUGGACCUGAGUGUAAAACGUGUACAGGAGGUUUCCAGACACCCUGUUAUGGCAAAGGCACUUGUUUUGAUGGUAUCCAUGGUAACGGGUCGUGUCGCUGCGAGGAGCGCUUCAAGGGGAUCGCCUGUCACAUCUGUUCCGACCCCAACAAACACGGAGAGAAGUGUGACCAGGAUUGCCGCUGUCUCCAUGGUGUGUGUGAUAACCGCCCAGGCAGUAAGGGUGCAUGUAGAGGGGGCUCCUGUCUGGAGGGUUACUCUGGAGACUACUGUGAUAAGGAGGCUAAGGCCUGUAACUCUGAUGGUCUAUCUGAACACUGCCAUGUCCAAGCCUUCUGCAGCUUCACCGGCAGCCACACCACGUGUGAGUGUAUGUCGGGGUAUGAAGGAGAUGGACACUCCUGCAUCCUGGUCAACCCCUGCCUGAAGGCUGACAGAGGAGGCUGUGAUGUUAAUGCCCAGUGCGAGAACUCAGGGCCAGCUAACGUGUCGUGUGUUUGUAACGAGGGCUGGACAGGAGACGGCCUGAUCUGUACUGAGGUGGACAACUGUCUCCUGGAGACCAGAGGUGGCUGCCAUAAGGAUGCAGACUGCAGGUCUCUAGGACCAGGACAGAGUGAGUGUACCUGUAUGAGGGGUUACAUGGGAGAUGGGACAGUCUGUGAUCUCAUCAACCCUUGUCAGAAAAACAACGGAGGAUGCCAUUCUCUGGCUAAGUGUGAGUCAGUGGAUGGAGAAAACAUCACCUGUGUCUGUCCAGAAGGGUACGUUGGAGACGGAGUCACAUGCUACGGGACGAUGCUAGAGGAACUGGACAUGAAUACCAAUCUGUAUGGUUUUUACCGCCUGAUACAGAGGUCGUCAGAGUUUGACCUGAGUGGGAAUCUAACGGCUCUGGUACCUUCCAGGGACGUUAUCCGCAAUCUAACCACCUCUGAGCAGGACUUCUGGUUUAGCCGCUACAGGCUCCCAUACCUUCUAAAAGCCCACUUCCUCCAGGGGAUAUUCUCCAUAGAGGACCUGGACAAGCAGGUCAACCAGCGGUUACCCACUCUACACUUGCCUACUACAUGGGAGGUCAAAACUGUUGAUGGGGAAGUUAGGAUAGAGAAUGCAACCAUCCUCACCCCCAACAUCCCUUCUAUCAACGGAUACAUCCACAUCAUUAAUACGGUUCUGUUCCCCCCCUUGUCAGAAAUCCCACCAGAACCCCCAGGCCUGAUGCAGUUCCUCAACACCACCCCUACCUUCAGUCUCUUUACACAGGCAGCACUGCUCUACAACCUGACAGUCCGAGAUUACCUGAGCCAGACUAACUCUACAUACUUGGGUGAAGAGGUAUUGAAAUACCACGUCAUUCUUCAUGAACAGCUGUUCCCGGAUCAUCUGAGGAAUGGGAUGGUGAAGGACACAUUACUUGGGAGGGCCUACCAGAUCAUGUUCCACCUGGGCAAGAACAAUGAGACUUUGGCCAAUGAUGUUCUGCUGGAUGGGAGCCAUAGUGAGACGAGAAACGGGGUGAUCCUGGCCGUUCCCCAAGUCUUACAGGUCCAUAAGAACCGAUGCAUUAAAGACGUGAUCCUACGAGUCAGAGGGAGGUGCACAGCCUGUGAUGAGAAACCCAGAUGUUACCUCAGCUACAAGCCAACCAUUAGGGAAUACCCUCAGAACAUGAGGUCUAACUGCAAGUUCAGGAAGAGGGUGGGAUCUAGGAGGAAGUCCGUGGCUGGCUGCAUUGUUGACUGUUUGAAGACGACACAGGACCACUCGUGCUGCCCGGGAUACUUUGGUCACUACUGUUUUAAAUGCCCUGGGGAGCGGGACAACUGGUGCUCAGGGAACGGAAGGUGUAAGGAUGGGAACCUUGGGACUGGGGAGUGUCUUUGUAAGGAGGGUUUCCAUGGGACAGCUUGUGAGACCUGCGAACCGGGACGCUACGGCAAGGACUGCAACUCAGAAUGCAGCUGUGCUCAUGGGAAGUGUCUGGAUGGAGUGACAGGAAACGGGAGGUGUGUCUGCUACAAAGGCUGGAGAGGAGUCAACUGCUCCAAGGAGAUCGUGUCUGACGCCUGUGGCGGAAUCUGUGAUGGAAAUGCAAACUGUGAGCCCAAGGAGACAGAGGGCCCUAGAUGCCAGUGUGUUGCAGGCUUCACAGGCAACGGAACCGUCUGCACAGAGGUGAACCUGUGUGCCACUGGGAACGGAGGCUGCGCUCAGAUUGCCAACUGCACCAAGACGUUACCUGGGGAGAGGACCUGCACCUGUCCAGAAGGAUACACUGGAGACGGGGUGUGGUGUCUAGAGAUAGAUGGUUGUUUGGUAAACAACGGUGGAUGUUCCAGUAGCGCAGAGUGCAUCAAAAUAGGACCGAACUGGGUUGCCUGUAAUUGUUUACCUGGCUACUCUGGGAAUGGACAUUUCUGCUACCCGUUCAAUCCCUGUCGGACUAACAACGGGGGCUGUGGAAAGUACGCCAGGUGUCGUUAUAUGGGCAACGGAGAGAGGAACUGCUCCUGCACUGGAGGACACAUAGGAGAUGGCUUUGACUGCCGCGGCAAGACCCGCACGGAGAUAUUUCGCCAGUCAGAAGCUGCGUUGUACCGUCGGAUAAUAAUGGUGUCUGAUGUGAGGAGUCUGUACGGUGAUGGGCCCUUCACUACAUUCAUACCUCCUGCAAACAGCAACUUCUCAAUAGAGGCAUGGGAGUCACAGGGACGCAGCCCAGACUUGGCUAACUACCACAUGGUGUCCUGUGAGACUCUGAUGCUCUCUGACCUGAAGACCACCUCAAAGGCUGUGGCCGUCUCCGGACACCAGCUCACCUUCAGCCUCAAGGAUGGCUCUGUGUACAUUAAUGAUGAUGCUAGGAUAGUCUCCAGUGAUUAUGUGACAGCUGACGGUGUGAUCCACUACAUUGACAAGGUCCUCACCCCAUAUGACCUGAAGGAUCAAAAGGCCAUACCAUCUAAGCUUAAUUUCAUUGAAGCAGGUGAACUAUAUGGAUACAUGAAGUUCGCCAAACUGGUGCAGGAUGCCAACAUGCUGAACCUGGUCGAGAACUCCAUCCACCAGCCCCUGACCAUGUUGUGGCCGUCUGACGCUGCUCUCAGCUCUCUGUCUGAAGAGAGACAACACUGGCUCUACAGUCUUGCCCACAGGGACAAACUCACAGCCAUCAUCAAAGCUCACAUCAUACGCAAUAUCAAGAAGAUGACCUUGACUUCGUUCACUACCUACCGGACGAUGCACGGAUCAACCUUCACCUUUAGCUGUAACAAGAAAGUCGUUGGGGACAUGAUGGUGAAUGACAACAUGGCGAGGGUCCUGGAUCGUUUCAUGAUGUUUAACGGGGGUGUUGCAUACGGAAUCGACCAGCUACUGGAACCUCCCGGUCUGGGUGCACACUGCGAUGGACUGGAGGACAGGACUAUAUACAGUCGAUGUGGUAGCUGCUUGGGUCCCCGACCCUGUCCCCACGGAACUGAAGAUACGGGCAAGACUGAGAUCUGCAGCUUCAUCAACCCCUACUCUGCGUUCUACCCUCGACAACACAGUGUGAUGUAUAACCACGACUUCAGCCUCUACCACUCUAUGACGAGGCACCACAUGGGCCAAAGGAUGGGCUGUAAGAGGAUGUGUAAGAGUCAAGCCUGGGUCAUGAGCUGCUGUAAGAACCACUAUGGAAGAGAUUGCCAAGUAUGUUCUGGUGGGUUGGAGUCUCCCUGUGGAGAUCACGGGGACUGUGAUGAUGGCCGUCUGGGGUCUGGACGCUGCCGGUGCCACGAUGGCUUCAAAGGAAUAGCUUGUGAGCUGUGUGAACUUAAACACUAUGGAACCAAUUGUACAGCGUGUAACUGCACAAAUCAGGGCCAGUGUGAGGAGGGGAUGGAGGGAGAUGGGAGCUGCUCCUGUACUGAGGGCUGGACUGGAGACCGCUGCCACCUUAAAAUAGAGAAGAAGCUGGUGUGUUCUCCAGAGUGCCAUAGCAACGCUGUGUGUCAGGCCGACAACAUCUGUCUCUGUCAGUCACAGUAUGUGGGGGACGGCUUGAACUGCACCGCUCCUGAUCUGUGUGCGGAGUACAACGGGGGCUGCCACCAGCAUGCAGCCUGUCUCCAGACAGACCUGCAGGUCAACUGUACAUGUCUGUCUGGCUACGAGGGUGACGGCUCUGUCUGCUCACCUAUCAACAGGUGUGUCACAGAGACCAACGGAGGAUGCAGUGACUUCGCUACUUGCCUGUUCACAGGGCCUAAUGAGCGUCAGUGCGAAUGUCUUGAUGGGUACGUGGGGAACGGGCUCCAGUGUCUGGAGAAGGUGGUUCCACCCGUCGACCGCUGUCUGGAGGAGAACGGAGGAUGUCACCCCCAGGCCACGUGCAAGGACCUGCACUACCACAGUAACACUGCCGGAGUUUUCCACCUGCGUUCCAGUGCAGGGAAGUACCAGCUGAACUACACAGAUGCUGAGCUAGCCUGUCAAGCUGAGGGGGCUACGCUCGCCACCUUCUCUCAGAUGGCUGAUGCACAACAGCUGGGAAUGCACCGAUGUGUUGCUGGAUGGAUACAAGGGAAGAAAGUGGGCUAUCCAACCAGGUUUCCCUCGGUCAAUUGUGGUGACAACCAUGUUGGUAUAGUGCUAUACAAAGACCCUGUGGACCCCAGCAGCAAAUACGACACCUUCUGUUACAGACUGUCAGAUGUGUCCUGUGUGUGUGGAAGUGGGUACGUGGGUAACGGGGACUUCUGUAACGGAGACCUGGCCAGUGUUGUGGCUACCAACUUAAACUACUCUGUAUUCUACAAUAUAUUGUUGAAGUAUGCAGGCUCGUCUACAGAGGGAGAAGUUCUGUUGGACUUUCUGUCCAGCAGUUCAUCCUAUGCCACUCUGUUUGUGCCACUCAACGCUGGGUUCUCUGAGAAUGAGACGUUAUCAGACCGGGAUGUGGAGUACCAUAUCUCCACUAACAACAGCAUUACGUUCUAUGAGGACCUGAAACACGAUGGAGUCAUCCCUUCCAGACUGGGAUAUAACCUCUCAGUGGUCAUUUCCCCCAGCAACAUCACACAGCAGAACCAGGAGCCCCAGACGUUCAAGCUAGUGAACCGGAGGCUAGUGUUGACCUGGGACAUCCCAGCCUACAAUGGAAUUAUCCAUGUCAUAGAGGGCCCACUCAGAGCCCCGCCACUACCAGUGCACCAUGCCCAGUCAUCAGGCCACGCCCACGGGGGCGGGACUGUGGCCACCUCCAUCUUGGUCACCUGUCUGAUAGUCUGCGUCAUCGCUGGCCUCACCUAUUACGUCUUCAAACACAAGAAUGACGCCUUCCGCUUCCACUACUUCAAGAAUGAAGAGGGGGAUAAGCCUGCUCUGGUGUCUAUUCCCAACCCGCUCUACAGCGGUUACAGGGCCUUCAACCAACCCUUUGGUAUCAAUGAACAAUGUGAAGAGGCAGAACCAGCAGCAGAAGAACCAGCAGAACCAGCAGAACCAGAAGAACCAGUUCCUCGACUACUGGAUUUAUGAGAACUCUAACAACAUUAUGUGGGCACUAAGAAAGGGCUGGAGUGAAUAGACUUUCUGCAUUUGAACAAACUAUGCUGGGAAUGUGUAAAUAAAAUAUGACCUAGGCUUAUAUUUUCCAAAGACAAUGGCUGGGAUUCAAUCCAUAAAAUGCUAUCUGUGCUUUUUAAAGGAGAUGGCUGGGAUUCAAUCCGUAAAAUGCUAUCUGUGCUUUUUAAAGGAGAUGGCUGGGAUUCAAUCCAUAAAAUGCUAUCUGUGCUUUUUAAAGGAGAUGGCUGGGAUUCAAUCCGUAAAAUGCUAUCUGUGCUUUUUAAAGGAGAUGGCUGGGAUUCAAUCCAUAAAAUGCUAUCUGUGCUUUUUAAAGGAGAUGGCUGGGAUUCAAUCCGUAAAAUGCUAUCUGUGCUUUUUAAAGGAGAUGGCUGGGAUUCAAUCCGUAAAAUGCUAUCUGUGCUUUUUAAAGGAGAUGGCUGGGAUUCAAUCCAUAAAAUGCUAUCUGUGCUUUUUAAAGGAGAUGGCUGGGAUUCAAUCCGUAAAAUGCUAUCUGUGCUUUCUUUUUAAAGCGGCGAUGGCAUUACUGACAAACACUAUUAGAACUGACCUUAAAAUAUCAAACUUGUUAAAACGAGGCCUCCUUUAAAAAGGCGCAUUGCCAGCAGUCCUAUGCGUUAUUCUAACUACAUGCUUUGAAUUGAAUCCCGGAAUCCUGAAACUCGGCAGUAGGUCUGUUUCCCCAAAACAAUGUUAAGGGUCUUGGAUUAGGCUGUUCAGAACUGGGUUGAAGACUCGCCCCUCCACACAGAAACAACACUGAUGCAAAACGUCAGGCAUGUUUAUAUGACACUGCAUUAAAAUAUUCCUUCUAUGCA
This is a messenger RNA of Oncorhynchus tshawytscha (Chinook salmon), 8968 nucleotides long. RefSeq names its product stabilin 1 (gene stab1). The transcript has 70 exons. Gene Ontology annotation, biological process: cell adhesion. Bases 420 to 8105 code for a protein of 2561 amino acids. The record is from RefSeq and is a predicted model, not a curated record. Gene Ontology annotation, molecular function: hyaluronic acid binding. NCBI's taxonomy places the organism in Eukaryota, Metazoa, Chordata, Actinopteri, Salmoniformes, Salmonidae.